CGGUCCGAGGGCGCGCGAGGGAGAGGAGAGCGAGCGAGUUGAGGGAUUGACACAAAUGGUCAGGCGGCGGCGGAGGAGGAGGAGGCGGAGGCGCAGGGGGGAGCCGAGGCUGCUGGGCUGCCGAGAGUUGCGCGCUCUACCCGGCCGCCGCCACUAGCGCGGCGCCGCCAGCCGGGAGCCAGCUAGCCGAGGGCCAGGAAGGCGGGACGCGACCCCGGCGCGCCCGAGCCACCCGGGCUCUCCCCGCAGCCCGCGCUUCAUGAAUCGCAAGUUUCCGCGGCGGCGGCGGCUGCGGGACGCGGAGCGGGAGCCGGGGGAGCGGGCCGAGCACUGCUUGGGCUCGACGGAGGGCACCGGCAGGGAGGAGAUCGCCCCGGCCGCAGGGGGAGCAGCCGCCGGCCGCGCCACAGCCAGCCCCAGCCGAGAGGCGCCAAGAAAGGAGCCGAGAAAGUAUGGCUGAGGAGGAGGCGCCUAAGAAGUCCCGGGCCGCCGCCGGCAGCGGCGCAAGCUGGGAACUUUGUGCCGGGGCGCUCCGCACUGGACCGGUGGCGGAGGGGAGCGGGGACGCGGGCAGCUGCCGCCGUACCCUCCCAGUUGACUCCGGACGCUUGGCGCGCGGGCUGCUACUACUGCUUUGGCUGCUGGAGGCUCCGCUGCUACUGGGGGUCCGGGCGCAGGCGGCCGGCCAGGGGCCCGGGCCGGGGCAGCAGCCCCCGCCGCCUCAGCAGCAGCAGAGCGGGCAGCAGUACAAUGGCGAGCGGGGCAUCUCCAUACCGGACCACGGCUACUGCCAGCCCAUCUCCAUCCCGCUGUGCACGGACAUCGCGUACAACCAGACCAUCAUGCCCAACCUGCUGGGCCACACGAACCAGGAGGAUGCGGGCCUCGAGGUGCACCAGUUCUACCCGCUAGUGAAGGUGCAGUGCUCCGCGGAGCUCAAGUUCUUCCUGUGCUCCAUGUACGCGCCCGUGUGCACCGUGCUGGAGCAGGCUCUGCCGCCUUGCCGCUCCCUGUGCGAGCGCGCGCGCCAGGGCUGCGAGGCGCUCAUGAACAAGUUCGGCUUCCAGUGGCCUGACACGCUCAAGUGCGAGAAGUUCCCGGUGCACGGCGCUGGCGAGCUGUGCGUGGGCCAGAACACGUCGGACAAGGGCACCCCGACGCCCUCGCUGCUGCCUGAGUUCUGGACCAGCAACCCACAGCACGGCGGCGGAGGCUUCCGGGGGGGCGGCUUCGCGGGGGGCGCCGGCGCGUCGGAACGAGGCAAGUUCUCGUGCCCGCGCGCCCUCAAGGUGCCCUCCUACCUCAACUACCACUUCCUGGGGGAGAAGGACUGCGGCGCGCCCUGCGAGCCGACCAAGGUGUACGGGCUUAUGUAUUUUGGGCCGGAGGAGCUGCGCUUCUCGCGCACCUGGAUCGGCAUCUGGUCAGUGCUGUGCUGCGCCUCCACGCUCUUCACGGUGCUCACGUACUUGGUGGACAUGCGGCGGUUCAGCUACCCGGAGCGGCCCAUCAUCUUCCUGUCGGGCUGCUACACGGCAGUGGCCGUGGCCUACAUCGCCGGCUUCCUGCUGGAGGACCGGGUGGUGUGUAACGACAAAUUCGCGGAGGACGGGGCGCGCACGGUGGCGCAGGGCACCAAGAAGGAGGGCUGCACCAUCCUCUUCAUGAUGCUCUACUUCUUCAGCAUGGCCAGCUCCAUCUGGUGGGUGAUCCUGUCGCUCACCUGGUUCCUGGCGGCCGGCAUGAAGUGGGGCCACGAGGCCAUCGAGGCCAACUCGCAGUACUUCCACCUGGCCGCCUGGGCCGUGCCGGCCAUCAAGACCAUCACCAUCCUGGCGCUGGGCCAGGUGGACGGCGAUGUGCUGAGCGGGGUGUGCUUCGUGGGGCUCAACAACGUGGACGCACUGCGCGGCUUCGUGCUGGCGCCACUCUUCGUGUACCUGUUCAUCGGCACGUCCUUCCUACUGGCCGGCUUCGUGUCCCUCUUCCGCAUUCGCACUAUCAUGAAGCACGACGGCACCAAGACCGAGAAGCUGGAGAAGCUCAUGGUGCGCAUCGGCGUCUUCAGCGUGCUCUACACGGUGCCAGCCACUAUCGUCAUUGCCUGCUACUUCUACGAGCAGGCCUUCCGGGACCAGUGGGAGCGCAGCUGGGUGGCCCAGAGCUGCAAGAGCUAUGCUAUCCCCUGCCCCCACCUCCAGGCGGGCGGCGCCCCGCCGCACCCGCCCAUGAGCCCUGACUUCACAGUCUUCAUGAUCAAGUAUCUUAUGACGCUGAUCGUGGGCAUCACGUCAGGCUUCUGGAUCUGGUCCGGCAAGACCCUCAACUCCUGGAGGAAGUUCUACACUAGGCUCACCAAUAGCAAACAGGGGGAGACCACCGUCUGAGACCGGGGACUCAGCCCAUUCCCAGCCCUCGGCCUGGUCCCAGCCACCCCAAAAAGCUGGCCCUGUGGAAUCCUUGCCAAGUCUGGCUACUCGAGCCUUUCUCACUAGCCAUUCACUUUCUAGGGCUCCUUUUAACAACAAGGCUCCUGCAAAAGCUUCUGUCGCUGGGGGCAAAGGGACUCGAGGGCCCAACUGCCAGAGGGGGAUGGACAGACCUCUCUUGCUCUGGUACCAGGACUGUACGCUUUUAUGAUUGUAAAUAGCCUGUGUAAGAUUUUUAGUACCGCAGAGAGAAAACCAGAGCUCACUGCUCGUUGCUUCUGUUGGUGCUGGCGCGCCCCUCCCUUACGCGGGGUGGGGAGCGCUUGGGUUUGCACCGCCCGGAUCACUUUCCUGCUCCUCUGUCUGCUCCCUCCCUCUCCGUCCUUGCUGGGGUCAGGGCUCUUAAGGUACAGAACUCCACAAAGCUUGCAAGUCUGAGAGUGGAACCCCGCCCAUCCCAAGUCAGCCCUUGUCCGGGGCCAGAUUGCAAACGCCUGUCCCUUAGACUAUCCGAAGCUGAAAUUUUCACUGUCCAGAACCUUACCCCUAGCUUCGAGGAGGCCCACGGAUGUGGGCACUAGAAGCUGCAGCCUCCCUCGCUCUGGCCUCAAACGCCCAGACACUCCCUUCUUCCACCUAAGUUGGUUAGAGGGUGAGUGGGAUAACCAAUGCCAAACUUUUUUUAAGUCUAAUUUUUGGUGGAUGAGCUCAUUUCAUUCUCCAGCGUCUAAAACCUGGUAUGGGUUCGCCCAGCGUCAUGGAAAGAUGUGGUUACUGAGAUUUGGGAAGAGGCAUGAAUCUUUGUGUGGGUUGGGAGAGACUGAAGAUGGGAGUUAUAAAAUGUUAAUUCUAAUUGCAUACGGAUGCCUGGCAACCUGCCUCUAGGAUUGAGACAGCCUGCAUAAAGAUUUACCGUUCUGUAAAAUGGAAAUGUCAGGUCACCUGGAAAGCUUUGUAAGGAGCUGAUCUUUGCUUUCCUUAACAGGACAGCAAAACGGUAAACUGAAUAUGAAAACUUGAAGGAGAUUUCAGUGUAAUGGACGUCCUCAAAAUGAAGUGCUACUUUCUUAUUUUCAAUCAAAUAAUAAUUAGACAUAUAUCAGAAACUUUAAAAUGUAAAACUUGUACACUUUCAACAUAUUAUUACCAUUAUUAUUCAACAACACAUUCUGAGGGAGAAACAAUCCACAUCACUAAUAAUAACCUGGUAAGAUUCCAGGAGGUAAAGGAGGUGGAAUAAUUGAUGGGAUUAGCUCCUGAAAUAAACAAAAUAUGGGCAUGCAUGCUAAAGGGAGAAUGUGUGCAGGUCUACUGCACUAAAUCCUGUGUGCUCCUUUUUGGAUUUACAGAAAUGUGUCAAAUGUAAAUCUUUCAAAGCCAUUUAAAAAUAUUCACUUUAGUUCUCUGUGAAAAAGAGGAGAAAAGCAAUCCUCCUGAUUGUAUUGUUUUAAACUUUAAGAGUUUAUCAAAAUGCCAGUACUUAGGACCUAAAUCUAUGUCUGUCAUACCCUAAAAUGACAAUGGUCUCUGAAUUUGGUAUGCAUUUAUUCUGUUCAUUAUCACAAAAUCAUCUAUAUUUAU
This is a messenger RNA of Eubalaena glacialis (North Atlantic right whale), 4010 nucleotides long. RefSeq names its product frizzled class receptor 1 (gene FZD1). The record is from RefSeq and is a predicted model, not a curated record. NCBI's taxonomy places the organism in Eukaryota, Metazoa, Chordata, Mammalia, Artiodactyla, Balaenidae. Gene Ontology annotation, molecular function: Wnt-protein binding; Wnt receptor activity. Gene Ontology annotation, biological process: non-canonical Wnt signaling pathway; canonical Wnt signaling pathway. The transcript is spliced from 2 exons. Bases 453 to 2387 code for a protein of 644 amino acids. Gene Ontology annotation, cellular component: plasma membrane.